Messenger RNA from Macaca mulatta (Rhesus monkey), 2492 nucleotides. It is a transcript of the gene TMUB2, whose product is annotated as transmembrane and ubiquitin like domain containing 2. Gene Ontology annotation, biological process: ERAD pathway. NCBI's taxonomy places the organism in Eukaryota, Metazoa, Chordata, Mammalia, Primates, Cercopithecidae. Gene Ontology annotation, molecular function: protein binding. The record is from RefSeq and is a predicted model, not a curated record.
CCAGGCACAGUGCUGGACAAAUCCCCCUUUAAUUUCCCAUGACUCCCCGCGUCCUCAAGCCCCGCCCCCAGUUCCCCAGCCCCGCCCCGAAGUUUGAGGGGUGUGGACGGUUUGUGACCCCCUUAGCCGACCCUACCCCUCACGGGCCGGGAGAGCUGGGCUUAUCACGGAGGCCAGGGCCAGGCAGCCCUUCGGUUCAGGUGGGCCCAUGGACCCCAGUCCAACGCCGCGGGAAUAGGACCAUCCAAACGCGAAACCUGCGCCUCAGAAAAAGGGUGCGGGACCCCUCCUCACCGUGCGGUCACGGUACGGACAGGGUAGAUCACAGGCUGAGGGACAGAGUAAAGACCUCUGAGGCCGGUCACCUGGGGUCCUGCUGGACCCCUCCCCACGAGAGUUCCCUGUGUCUGUGCCAGCCGUUUUCGUCUUUCUUCGCCGCAGUUUCUUUUUCUGUAAAUCAUGGUUAAUGACAUUAACCUUCUUGCCAUCAGGGAUUAGUUGUGGGUGUGAUAAAUAAUUGCUACCAUUUAUUGAGCAAUUGCAGUUUGCACUGUGCCAGGCACUGUGCUAAGUAUUUUGCUUCGAUGAUUUCACGUCAUCUUCAAAACAACCUCAUGAGGGCUGGGUCAGUUAGAACCUAAACAAACUAGAGACCUGGUUGCAACCCCUCAGGCUCUGCUGAUGCUGUCCCCCUUUGUUCCUGCAGCGUGGACCCUGCCGGCAGCCAGGCCAUGGAGCUCUCUGAUGUCACCCUCAUUGAGGGUGUGGGUAAUGAGGUGAUGGUGGUGACAGGUGUGGUGGUGCUGAUUCUAGCCUUGGUCCUAGCUUGGCUCUCUACCUACGUAGCAGACAGCGGUAGCAACCAGCUCCUGGGCGCCAUUGUGUCAGCAGGUGACACAUCUGUCCUCCACCUGGGGCAUGUGGACCACCUGGUGGCAGGCCAAGGCAACCCCGAGCCAACUGAACUCCCCCAUCCAUCAGAGGGUAAUGAUGAGAAGGCUGAAGAGGCUGGUGAAGGUCGGGGAGACUCCACAGGGGAAGCUGGAGCUGGGGGUGGUAUUGAACCCAGCCUUGAGCAUCUCCUUGACAUCCAAGGCCUGCCCAAAAGACAAGCAGGUGCAGACAGCAGCAGUCCAGAGGCCCCCCUGAGAUCUGAGGAUAGCACCUGCCUCCCUCCCAGCCCUGGCCUCAUCACUGUACGGCUCAAAUUCCUCAAUGAUACCGAGGAGCUGGCUGUGGCUAGGCCAGAGGAUACCGUGGGUGCCCUGAAGAGCAAAUACUUCCCUGGACAAGAAAGCCACAUGAAACUGAUCUACCAGGGCCGCCUGCUACAGGACCCAGCCUGCACACUGCGUUCUCUGAACAUUACUGACAACUGUGUGAUUCACUGCCACCGCUCACCCCCAGGGUCAGCUGUUCCAGGCCCCUCAGCCUCCUUGGCCCCCUCAGCCACUGAGCCACCCAGCCUUGGUGUCAAUGUGGGCAGCCUCAUGGUGCCUGUCUUUGUGGUGCUAUUGGGUGUGGUCUGGUACUUCCGAAUCAAUUACCGCCAAUUCUUCACAGCACCUGCCACUGUCUCCCUGGUGGGAGUCACCGUCUUCUUCAGCUUCCUAGUAUUUGGGAUGUAUGGACGAUAAGGACAUAGGAAGAAAAUGAAAGGCAUGGUCUUCCUCCUUUACGGCCUCCCCCCUUUUCCUGGCCAGAGCUGGGCCCAAGGGCCUGGGAGGGAGGGGUGGAAAGGAUGUGAUGGAAAUCUCCUCCAUAGGACACAGGAGGCAGGUACGGGGCCUCCUCUUCUCGUCCACAGGAGUACAGACGUCCCUUCUGUGCAAGCACAACUCAGGUAGAAAUGAGGAUGUCAUCUUCCUUCACUUUUAGGGUCCUCCUGAAGGAGUUCAAAGCUGCUGGCCAAGCUCAGUGGGGAGCCUGGGCUCUGAGAUUCCCUCCCACCUGUGGUCCUGGCUCUUCCCAGUGUCCUGCAUGUCUGCCCCCAGCACCCAGGGCUGCCUGCCUGGGCAGCUCAGCAUGGCCCCAGCACACCUCCAUAGGAAUCCUGGAGUAUCCUUCCAUUUCUCAGCCAAAUACCUUUUGAGACAAAUCACACAGGCGGGAAUGAAGAUUGUGCCAGCCUUCUCUUAUGGGCACCUAGCCGCCUUCACCUUCUCCCUCUACCCCUUAGCAGGAAUAGGGUGUCCUUCCUUCUUUCAAAGCACUUUGCUUGCAUUUUAUUUUUUUGAGUCCUUCAUAGAGCUCAGUCAGGAAGGGGACAGGACACCAAGCCAAGCCCCCAGCAUUGGGAGCGGCCAGGCCACAGCUGCUGCUCCCGUAGGCCUCAGGCUGUAAGCAAGAGACAGCACUGGCCCUUGGCCAGCGUCCUACCCUUCCCAAUUCCAAGGACUGGGUAUGGAUCGCUGGGCCCUAGGCUCCUGCUUCUGGGGCUAUUGGAGGGUCAGUGUCUGUGACUGAAUAAAGUUCCCUUUUGUGGUCCUGGA